AGUCUGGGCAGAGGGGCCCUUGCUGGCAUUGCUGCCAGGGGCUCCAUUCGGAAGGCCGGGAUGGGUUUGUGGGCCUUUCUGCUGCUUUGCCUCCAGGCCCAGGGUCCUGAGUUUGGGAGCUGCGCCUCAGCCCUGGAUCCCAAUGGGAGGCACGUCUGCCAGUCCAGCAGCCAGCCUCCAGUCCUUUCCUGCUGCCCAGGAUGGAAGCAAGAGGGCCGGGAAUGCCCAGUGGCGCUCUGCACGGGACCCGACGCCUGCCACCAGGACGAGGUCUGUGUUCGCCCCGGGGUCUGCCGCUGCCGGCCUGGCUUCUUUGGGGCCAACUGUACGGGACGAUGCCCUGACCAAUACUGGGGUCCUGACUGCAAAGAGAGCUGCCUCUGUUUCCCCAAUGGAAAGUGCAACCCAUCCAGCGGAGAGUGCUACUGUGCCCCCAGCUGGUGGGGACCCCUCUGCCGGGAGUCCUGUCUCUGUGGCCCCCAUGGACACUGCCACCCGCUUACUGGGGCCUGCCGCUGUGACCCAGGAUGGUGGGCCCCCGAUUGCCGCCGACCGUGCCCCUGCUUCCUGGGGGGCUCCCGCUGCGACCCAACCACCGGCCGCUGCCAUUGCCUUCGGGGCUGGUGGGGCCGGACAUGUGCCUCGCGCUGCUACUGCAAUGGCUCCCCCUGUGCCCAGGAGUCCGGCCGCUGCCACUGCCAGGAAGGGCUCUGGGGGGCGGCCUGCCAGCACCGGUGCCCCUGCACCCCCCACGGCAGCUGUGCUGCCCAGGAUGGGCGGUGCACCUGCCACCCUGGCUACCGGGGACAGAGCUGCUCGGAUCUGUGCCCAGCAGGGACCUUCGGGCUGCAGUGUGCACAUAGCUGUGGCCACUGCAAGCCCGGUGCCUGCUCCCCGCUGGAUGGCUCCUGCUCGGCCUGUGCCCCCGGCUGGAAUGGGACUCACUGCAAAGAGUCGUGCCCCCCGGGACGCCAUGGGGAGAACUGCAGCCUGUCUUGCCCCCGCUGCCGUCGAGGGGAGGCUUGCCACCCCGAGACCGGAGAGUGCCAAAACUGCGAAGCAGGCCUCAUGGGGGCCAGGUGGGAGAUGCAUGUGCCCCCCUUGCAAAGGUUGGGGGUACCGUCAUGCAGGUCCUGUCAGUGGCCUGUCUGUUCCUCAAGGAUGGGGGCAGACGGGGAGGAACGGAAAUGCUGGGGCUGGUCUGGCAGCAGCAGCAGGGCCUUCUUUGCUAUGGGGCAGUGGCCCCACAUGUUCUCACCUCCCUCUUUCCUUCCCCACAGGUGUCAGCUGCCCUGUCCGGCCGGCCUUUUCGGGGAGGGCUGCCUCUUGUCCUGCCUCCUCUGCUUCAAUGGGAGCUGUGAUCCGGUGUCCGGGGCGUGUGUGUGCCAGGAUGGGUUCUGGGGUGCCAGCUGCAACCAGAGCUGCUUGGAAGGCUUCCAUGGCCCCAACUGCUCUGUCAGGUGCCAGGGGUGCCAGGGGUAUCCAUGCCACCCCAUCUCAGGGGAGUGCCUCUGGAAGGCCCACCACACAGGAGCCCUCGUGGCCAUGAUCCUGGCUCCACUGCUCUCCCUCCUGCUCUGCCUCGGCUGCUGGGGCUGCUGUUGCCGGCCAGAACCCCAGGACCCCAGAGACAGGGCAGCAGCAAUGGCGGCGGCAGGAGAAGGAGACCCAAUGCUGCAGGUGAAGCACCAGGUUCUGGGCAGCCUCCGCUCCUCCUUGCCCUGCUUCUCUCUGGGGGGCCACAAGCUCCCACGUGUGACAGUCUCCCACCACGACACAGAGGUCCCUUUCACCCCCAGCUUCAUUGAGCCCCCUUCCACCGUCUGGCCCUCUGACUCCUCCUGGGACUCCGAAGAUGGUGAUGGUGAUGAAGAGGCCCCGCUUCCGGCCGGCGGAGAUGCCACUGAGCUCCAGCCCGGAUUUCCUCCAGAGGAGGAGGGGGAGUCUGCCUUGAACCCUGAGCCCUUCGGCAUCCCUCGCACUUCCAGCCUCGCUAAGGCCAAGCGGCCCUCAGUCUCCUUCGCGCAAGGGACCCGGUUUGGCCCUCAGAGUCUUCAGGGCUCCACAGAACCCCUUGGAGCCACUCGGAAGCCCAGGGGCGCCUGGGGGCGACCCACCCCAGAGUCCGAAGAGGGGUCGCAGCCACCCCCUGGGUCCCAAGAGGCAGGGGCUCCUCUGGUGGAGGACCUGAGGACUGGAGGCUGCUGCUAUGAGAACGUGGAGGCUGCUGGAUCCCAGGGGGAGGGAGGCUGCCCUGAGCCCCCCACGUCCGGGACUCCCAGGGGGGUUCACAAGGCCCGGCUGGCUGGCUCCCGGCACGUGGCCCGGCGGGUAGAAGCCCUGGAGGCCGCCUCUAAGACCCCUGGGACACCGCCUGGCCUCACCACCAUCUAUGUGACAGUGGGCAAAGUGGGAGUGGGUGAGGGCCGGGGCGAGAGUGGGCCAGGCCCCGUCCAGACCAUCCUGAAGAGGCUGGGCAGCCUCCAGAGGUCCAGGGCGCCCCCCGGGGAAGACCCCCGGCCAAGGAGGGCCCUCGAGGGGUUCCAGAAGCCGCCUCGAAGGGCCUUGGGGGCAGAGAAGGGUGCCCAGAGGCUGCCAGGCCCAGAGAAGGAGGAGGAAGCAGCCCAGGAGAGUGGCACAAGGGGGCCUGGCGCUGGAGAGGGACAGGUAGAGGCCGAGGGUCCCUGGCCCCUGGGAGGGGAGGGUGAUGGUAGGGAGGGAGUGGGCAGCCCCGGCCGGCCGGAGAGAGGGUCAGGAGGGGCGGCCAAAGCGGAGGCCAAGGAGGGAGAAGGGGAGCCCAAGUACGAGAACGUUCCUGGCUGGUCUGGGGGCUUCUAAUAGGGCCCCUUCCAUGGAGAAAGUGGAGGGGCAGCUUCUGCUGGGAAAGAGAGCUGGCGCUGCCCCCUGCAACUGGGGUUCCUGUGGCAGAGUGAUGGCGGCCCCUUCCUUUGACCCCCAAAGCCCAGUGGGCGGAAGGAGCAUCCUCUGCGGAGCCUCAUGGGGACAGGGAGGCCUCCCCGAAGGAGCAGAGCCCCUCUUUGCCUCACCUGACCU
Messenger RNA from Sceloporus undulatus (fence lizard), 3054 nucleotides. RefSeq names its product scavenger receptor class F member 1 (gene SCARF1). The record is from RefSeq and is a predicted model, not a curated record. Gene Ontology annotation, molecular function: scavenger receptor activity. Bases 61 to 2838 code for a protein of 925 amino acids. Lineage: Eukaryota; Metazoa; Chordata; Lepidosauria; Squamata; Phrynosomatidae. The transcript has 10 exons.